This is a messenger RNA of Macaca mulatta (Rhesus monkey), 1160 nucleotides long. RefSeq lists its product as uncharacterized. Gene Ontology annotation, cellular component: keratin filament. NCBI's taxonomy places the organism in Eukaryota, Metazoa, Chordata, Mammalia, Primates, Cercopithecidae. The record is from RefSeq and is a predicted model, not a curated record.
GAAACCCACCCAGAACCUGCACCCUCUGACACCAUGGUCAGCUCCUGUUGUGGCUCUGUCUGCUCUGACCAGGGCUGUGGCCUGGAGACCUGCUGCCGCCCCAGCUGCUGCCAGACCACCUGCUGCAGGACCACCUGCUGCCGCCCCAGCUGCUGUGUGUCCAGCUGCUGCAGACCCCAGUGCUGCCAGUCUGUGUGCUGCCAGCCCACCUGCUGCCGCCCCAGCUGCUGUCAGACCACCUGCUACAGGACCACCUGCUGCCGCCCCAGCUGCUGUGUGUCCAGCUGCUGCAGACCCCAGUGCUGCCAGACCACCUGCUGCAGGACCACCUGCUGCCGCCCCAGCUGCUGCAUCUCCAGCUGCUGCCGUCCCAGCUGCUGUGUGUCCAGCUGCUGCAGACCCCAGUGCUGCCAGUCUGUGUGCUGCCAGCCCACCUGCUGCCGCCCCAGCUGCUGCAUCUCCAGCUGCUGCCGCCCCAGCUGCUGUGUGUCCAGCUGCUGCAGACCCCAGUGCUGCCAGUCUGUGUGCUGCCAGCCCACCUGCUGCCGCCCCAGCUGCUGCAUCUCCAGCUGCUGCCGUCCCUCUUGCUGUGAAUCCAGCUGCUGCCGCCCCUGCUGCUGCCUGCGUCCAGUCUGUGGCCGAGUCUCCUGCCACACCACUUGCUAUCGCCCAACCUGUGUCAUCUCCACCUGCCCCCGCCCUUUGUGCUGUGCCUCCUCUUGCUGCUGAGCUCCUUUCCUGAACCUGUCUCCUCCCCUUCAGCUCACUUAUCACAGAAGCAGACCUUGUGCAUCUCAUAGACAACUCAGGAGAGGCCAUUCCCACCAACUGUGGGUCCAUAUACUGGACAUAUAUCUAGGAUAUAUGUCCUGGAUAUACAUCUAGAAUAUAUGUUCCCCAUGUUAACCCAAGUGUGAAAUUAGAUGUUAUUUACUGCAAGAAAUUAAUAGAAUUUAUCAAGUUUUAUACCCUAUAUUUGUAUUUAUGGAUACCAAGUUCUUCUGUCCCAAACGUGGAAAUUCUUGCAGGGUUACUCAGGGCAAGGAUGUCUCACUCUCAGAUUUGAAAGUCUGAUUUUUUCACCCUGUAUUUCCUUUUACAGCAAUGUUUCUGUAUCUUUUUUUUUCUGCUUCUGAAUAAAACUCCACCUUUGUCGCAUA